UGGACUGUAUUGUAGUGUAUGUAGAAUUGAACAAAAGUGGCUCGUUAUAAGCCCCGAUAUAAAGUUGCAACACGUGAAUAAGGUCGAAAGAGGGUACCGUGCCGAAUAGGGUCGCAUGUCGGUGGCGUAUCGCUUCUAGGAUUUACUUUUCGGAGCAAAGGAAAAAAGAAACUUUAUCUCAUAAUAAAUCUGGAUAAAUCAACCGCCAUUCGCCAUGGACAACGAAGGUAGACGCGUGAUCGUUUGUGAUAAUGGAACAGGGUUUGUAAAAGCUGGAAAUGCUGGCUCGAACUUCCCAUCAUUUAUAUUCCCAUCUCUUGUUGGUCGUCCUAUCAUUCGAUCUGAUGUCAAAGACAACAAUGUUGAAACUAAGGAUAUCAUGGCUGGAGAUGAGGCAAGUGAGCUAAGAUCCAUGUUACAUGUGAAAUAUCCAAUGGAAAAUGGUAUUGUACGUGACUGGGAUGAUAUGCAACUGUUGUGUGAUUAUACAUUUGGGCCAAAGAAACUCGACAUUGAUACUAAAAAUUCCAAAGUACUUCUCACAGAACCACCAAUGAAUCCAUUGAAAAAUAGAGAAAAAAUGUUAGAGGUUAUGUUUGAAACGUACAAGUUCCAGGGAGUCUAUAUUGCUAUGCAAGCUGUGCUUACUCUAUAUGCUCAAGGUUUGACCACUGGAGUUGUUGUAGAUUCAGGGGACGGAGUUACACAUAUAUGUCCCGUGUAUGAGGGCUCUGUGCUUACUCAUCUCGUGCGACGUCUCGACAUUGCAGGCAGAGAUAUCACUAAAUACCUUAUUAAGCUGCUCUUGUUGAGGGGCUACGCAUUUAACCAUUCCGUCGACUUUGAAACAAUACGAAUGAUGAAAGAAAAAUUGUGCUAUGUAGCAUAUGAUAUUGAACAGGAGCAAAAACUUGCCUUAGAAACAACAGUGCUAGUAGAAUCUUAAACCUUACCAGAUGGCAGAGUGAUCAAGGUGGGUGGGGAGCGAUUUGAGGCUCCAGAGGCCUUAUUUCAACCCCAUCUUAUCGGUGUAGAAAGUGACGGGGUAGCUGAGAUAUUAUUCAAAACCAUUCAGACUGCUGAUCUGGACACUCGACCAGAACUGUACAAGCAUAUAGUGUUGUCAGGAGGUUCAACUAUGUAUCCCGGUCUGCCGUGUCGGCUUAAGAGAGAACUAAAACAAUUGUAUCUAGAGAGGAUCAUUAAAGGCAAUAAAGAAACAUUGAGUAAAUUUAAAGUUCGUAUAGAAGAUCCACCCAGAAAAAAGUACAUGGUGUUCUUAGGAGGAGCUGUCCUUGCCGACAUCAUGAAAGACGAGGCUGAGUUUUGGAUUUCAAAAGAAGAAUAUAAAGAAAAAGGCACCAAAGCACUUGAAAAACUUUCGACACCAGUUAAGAAAACAGUCGGAUGAUGUGUGAUAGUUGUUAAUAUUUUAAUAUUGAACACUUAAGUAUUGAAUGCUAACUGGAGUGUUCUAAUGAACACAUUUUCAGUCUUGUACAUUUCUGAAGUAGAUUUGUAGAAAAUCAUAUGGAUGUAGAAUAUAUCUUGUUUUUGA
This is a messenger RNA of Mercenaria mercenaria, 1558 nucleotides long. Its product is annotated as actin-related protein 2-like. NCBI's taxonomy places the organism in Eukaryota, Metazoa, Mollusca, Bivalvia, Venerida, Veneridae. Gene Ontology annotation, biological process: Arp2/3 complex-mediated actin nucleation. Gene Ontology annotation, cellular component: actin cortical patch; Arp2/3 protein complex. The coding region runs from base 215 to 946 and encodes 243 amino acids. Gene Ontology annotation, molecular function: actin filament binding. The transcript has 8 exons. The record is from RefSeq and is a predicted model, not a curated record.